CGGUGACGUCACAAUACACUAGCGCACCUGGCGGGCGCGUGGGAAAUACACACAAAAUUACACAGGUAAAUUUAGGUCAUCGGCUACCCCAUUCAAAAUGGUGUAAUUUGAUUUCGUGAAACUUUUUGCCGGUGAGGAGAUUUUUCGAAUGAAUUAUAAAGAUGGGAGAGUCACAGAAAAUUAUGCAGGUUCGGUCAGCGAGGCAGGUGCCAGUUAGGGUGCGCUUACUGGACGAUGAUACAUUUAAUCACAGUGUAGAUAAAAGAGCAGUGGGCUGGAUUCUGUUUGACAAAGUGUGUGAACAUUUGAACAUUCUGGAAAAGGAUUAUUUCGGAUUAAAUUACUAUGAUGCUGCUGGAGAAAAGUUUUGGUUGAACAAUGAUAAGAAGAUAGCAAAACAAAUGAAAGGUCAGAACUGGGACUUCAACUUUGAAGUGAAGUUUUACCCGGCAGAUCCAGCACAGCUGGCUGAGGAUCUUACUCGUUACCAGUUAUGUUUGCAGAUUAGACGAGAUAUUGUAAAUGAAAGGUUGCCAUGUUCAUUUGUAACAUACACACUACUUGGAUCAUACACAGCCCAGUCGGAGCUUGGUGACUAUGACACAGAAGAGUUUGGUAGUGGAUAUAAAUACCUAAAGGACAUACAGUUUGCUCCACAUCAAGAUAAGGAACUGUUAGUGAAGAUUGCUGAGCUGCAUAGGCAACAUAAGGGUGAGACACCAGAGGAAGCAGAGUUGCAUUUUCUUGAGAACGCCAAGAAACUGGCUAUGUUUGGGGUGGAGUUACAUCCAGCAAAGGAUGCAGAAGGUAGAGAUAUACAGCUUGGAGUUUGUGCGAGUGGACUGAUUGUUUACAAGGACAAGCAACAAAUCAACAGAUUUGUCUGGCCUAAAGUGCUAAAAAUCUCAUACAGACGUAAUAAAUACUACAUCAAAAUACGUCCUGGAGAGUUUGAGGAGUUUGCAAGUUUGAUCGGAUUUAAACUUGCAAACGUGAAGUUUGCCAAGCGAUUAUGGAAGAUCAGUGUUGAACAUCAUUCAUUCUUCAGAUUUAGGGAACCAGAAGAACAUAAAAGUGUAAGCUUUUUGCCAAGGUUUGGUUCCCGGUUCAGAUACUCUGGUAGAACACAAUUUCAGACACGGCAGGUUGUGGCAGAAGAAAAUCGUGAUUCUCCAUUUUUUGACAGAGUUCUAAGCAAACGAGGGACUUUCGGUGGUCGCACAAAUAAUAUGAGGAAAAGAGAUGAAGAGAGGCAGCAGAAACGUGACGAGCUGAGGCGACAGCAAUACCCACCACAAACUAAGCUUCCACCAUCUGAUCCAAGAAGGGAAGCGCCAGAGCCAAAGAGGACACCACCGGAGCCUAAACAUGCUCCUCCAGUUGCACCAAAACCAGAAAAACCAAGACCUUCGCCUCGAGGUCCAUCAUCUGUGGAUGAUAAUGCUUCACUGGACAGGGAACUGACAGGUUCUCUUAAUGACUCAUUUGACGAUGUCCCAGAUAGGAAAAGCCGAAUGGAGAAAAUACAUGCUGUAGCAACACCUCUGGCUGCAUUAAUGCAGUCAAAAAGGGAACAUGAACAACAUGAGGAAGAACAUCAAAGAGAAGAAGCUAGAGAUCACAGAGAUGAUCGUCUUAGAGAGGAUCGCCAUAGAGAUGAUUACCGUGAUGACACUGAUCAUGACCGCUCAUAUGAUCAUGAGGAGCCUGAUAGUCGACCUAUGACCCCAGAAGUGAUUGACCAGGACUAUACGGUGCUGCCUGCACACAAACCACAGUCUGCUAUGACUGACAAGGAGAAAAAAGCUUUUGCCAAGCAAGAAAAGGAGCGGAUAAAGAGAGAGAAGGAAGAAGAGAAACGAAGAAAGAAAGAAGAAGAAAAGGAAAGAAAGAGACUGGAGAAAGAAAAGAAAGCUUUAUUGGCUGAAGAAAAGAAAGCAGCAAAACAGAAGUCGAAACAAAAGGGCAAGGAGAGGAAAGAUGCAGAUAAAGAUGUUCGUGAAAGACGUGAUAGUCGUGGCAGUAAUGACAUGGGACGUGACUGGGACCAGGUGCGUUCUCAGGAUGAACGCGGACCAGUAACCCCAGAAAGAACCAGAAAGAGGCUCAGCAGUUUUGAAGAAAUUAAGCAUAAUUCAUCCAAAGGGAGAGAGACAGAAGCUGAGGACCGACCUCCGACCCCACCUGCUCCACUUCCUGUGGGAGCAAGGGGAGAUAAACAUUCUCAGUCAGGCUCGGACUUUGACUCGGAUGAGGACGACAAGGGCCCAGGAAAAGCUGAACAUGAUGAUGAAGAAGAUGCUGAAGAAGUUUCAUUUUGAUCACAUGACAGUCACAUGAUUCACCAACUGACCAAUCAGCAUGCAGUUGUAAAUACAAAACCUAUCAGGAAUUGUUGUUGUUGUUGUUACACAGUAGCCAUUCGUCAAAGACAAGUCAUUGAGCUACUGAUAGAUAUUUUACCACUUGGUGCAAGGGAAGGAUCAAAUUCUAGAAGAAAGGACUGAAUAUAUUAAAUUUAUUAUCAUUUUUAUUUGGAAUGAAUUGAGCAAGUUUUAACUUUUAUCAUAUAAGGUUGUAGAAGGGUUGUUUUUAUAGUGUUUAUGAAUUACUUUUAUGACAACUUUUUCACAAACAGAAUUUUUAAAAGAGUUUUACUAUUCACAAGGUUGUAACAUCUUCAUUGUUUAAAAAGUGAACAAACUGGAAAAAAAUGUUAUUACAUUUUACAUGUAUUGUUACUUUCAAAAUUGUAACGAAAUGUUUGUUUUGAAAAUGAAAUAAUUGGAACUGUAACAGGUUAUUUUAUUUUUCUCUCUUUUUUUUAAAUUUUCCUUUUUAUUACGUUAUCACAAUAUUUAAUUAUUCCUUGUAUUCAUUCUUAUAGUUUGUAUGCUCUUAUCACUGUAUAUAGAAAAUUCUAUUUUCAUUUGUAUUAUAGCAUAUAAAAUCCAUUCAAAAUGGUACCAAAUGGGUUGUAUAUUUUGUACAUUAGAAAAAAUAUAUACUGAUUAAAUUAGAUAAUUAUGUAAUUUUAAUAAUAACUCAUUUUAUUUUAUACUAAAGAGGUUUGGGCUUUAGCUGUAAAUCAUUUAAGAUUUGAAAAAUUGAAAAACAUGUGCUUUUUUUCUCUGUCUUGACACAAACUGUUGAUAAACUAGUGAAAGCAUUAUUAUUUUUUUGUCUGAACUGUUUUCAUCUUGGUCUUAACUUUCACUUAUGCAUUUGUGUAAGAAAUUUCAAAGACGUCCGAAGUUUAGUCAGUCAACAAAACCGUCAUUUAAAGGCAGUUUUAUCAUUUUCCCAACCGUCAUCACAUAAUAUACACAUGAUAUACAUUAAACACAGGAGUACAAGCUAUUCAGAAAGAAAAACACUAAUUUAUACAUUAUUUUGUUAACAUAAUAUAUACAGUUGUAUUUAUUGCACAUGCAUACAGUUGUAUAGCUGAGAGUCUUACUGGUGCUGUUCUAUAAGGUUUUUAUUUGGUGACAUAUUUAACCUUGAAAGUGUUAAUACAGUACCAUGGCCAAGGUUUAUGAAAUACCUAAAAACUUGUGAAAGAGAAAAUGGCCAAAUGUCAUUUUGUCCAUCUUACUUUAAAUAAGGCACCAACUUUAUUGUGCUGAACUUAAAUUGAGGAAACUGUUCAGCUUCAGGAAAACUAAGUAUACUUUAUGAUUGAAGAAUUUAAUAUUUUAUCUUUGGUAAGGUUUUAUAGUAGCCUAGAGAAAUUAACAUGCACACCUUGAAUAUUCAGAUUAAUGUAAAUCACUAGCUGUGACCAACAACUUUGAAACUUGUUGUUCUGGCACUGUAAGUGGUCAUUUCCUUUUUUGUUAAAAAUAUGGAGAGUGUAAAUCUGUGAAAUGUUUGUUCUCUGUGAUGAUUUGAUAUAGACAUUGUGUCUGAAAUCAUUUGUCCUCUACCUCGGAUGUUGGCAAUUAUUUGUGGAGAACAGGUUAGAACUGGUACAGAAUCCAGGAACACUGGUUCAGUUAAGUGCCCGCUGUUACAGAACUUAAAAAUUUUUAAUAACGGUACUAAACCCAGAAGCAAACAAAGAAAAUAUGUGUUCAAUAUGUGAUUUCUAUACUAACCAUUCCUUUUUGUUUGUAAAAUGUUUUUUUUUUAACUGUUUAACAUUCCUGUGAUUUACCAAUAGUUUUUUACUAUUUACAUUGUAUAUACAUAUCAUAAUAUGAGACAUGUUGUCUGUGAACUGUUCUGUUUUAUUUCUAACUUUUAAAUCAUUAUCAAAAAGUAUCAUUGAAAACACCAUGUCAAUACAGGAUGUAUGACUCAUAGGCAUUCUUAGAGAUGACAUAUUAUACCUUUGUACUGACACAAUAAACAUUCAUGAAUUCAUGACUUCAGUAUAUAAAAUGGAAGAAAGUUAGUUUAGAAUUACUAACAAAGGGAACAAAGAUGUAUUUAUUUAUGGAUUUUAGGUUUUUUAACUUCCUUUACUGGUAGCAUUUAUUCAUUUAUCUUAUCUUCCUUUAUUAGACAGAUUUUAAAACAUUCCAUAACAUUAUCAUAAUGUUUUUCCUUCAGUUUUGAAGUAAGUUCUUUUUAAAAUCUUCCACCAACAUUUUGUUGAAGUGAAUGAUCAUUUAUUUUCUUUUUGAGUUGUUUGAAUGAAAGAAAGAAAUUCCAGUGACAAAGUUCUGAUACCAUAGUUAAGAAGUGUGCUUGGUGAUGAUUUUAUAAAGUUCUGGUAAUUUCAUCAAGUUUAACAAACAGAAAUAUUAUUAUAUUAGUAAGAUGGCACAUGUUUCCAUGGUGAUUUAUCAUGUAAUUGUUCAUAUUUCUAAUUUCUCAAUAAAUGUAAUAAAUCAUU
This is a messenger RNA of Mercenaria mercenaria, 4843 nucleotides long. Its product is annotated as protein 4.1-like. Gene Ontology annotation, cellular component: cytoskeleton; plasma membrane. NCBI's taxonomy places the organism in Eukaryota, Metazoa, Mollusca, Bivalvia, Venerida, Veneridae. The transcript has 17 exons. The coding region runs from base 162 to 2321 and encodes 719 amino acids. The record is from RefSeq and is a predicted model, not a curated record. Gene Ontology annotation, molecular function: cytoskeletal protein binding.